CUGCGUGGAGCAAAAAAAAGUUAUUAUUUUUGACACACGAGUUUAGUUAUUCAGAACUUGUUUAAGAAUUCAGUUGAAUUUUGUUUAAUUCUUUUAACUGAAAUACCACAAAAUGUCUAACGAGCCGCUUUCUAAUGGAAAUCUUCCAUUAUGUCCGUCGAAAAUCCUUAAAAAUCUUCCAAACGUUCUACCGGCUGACUUCGUUCGACCAGAUCUCCCUUCAAAAUGCAUAUGGAGUAAAGUCAAAGGCGAACAGUCAGUCUCUCCACACACAAAACGACCAUUUCAAGAACGUCCAAAGGUUUGCAAAAGCAUACUUGAAGCUAUUGGGAUGACUCCACUUGUGAAACUUAAUCAUAUUCCACAAUCAAUGGGCAUUAAAUGUCAAAUGUAUGCAAAAUGCGAGUUUUUAAAUCCAGGAGGGUCGGUGAAAGAUAGAAUUGGAUAUCGAAUGGUGUUAGAUGCAGAAGAAAAAGGAAUUUUGAAGCCGGGAAUAUCAACAAUCAUUGAACCGACUUCAGGGAACACUGGCGUUGGACUGGCAAUGGCAAGUGCAGUUCGAGGCUAUCGUUGCAUCAUUAUCAUGCCAGAAAAAAUGUCAGACGAGAAAGUCAACACAUUGAAAGCACUUGGAGCAGAAAUCAUUCGAACACCAACAGAAGCAGCUUUUGAUCAACCUGAUUCACUGAUUGCUGUUGCGCAGAGAUUGCAAAAGGAAAUUCCUGACUCGUGGAUUCCUGAUCAAUACCGGAAUUGUGGCAAUCCAUUGGCACAUUACGAUGGAACUGCAGCGGAAAUUCUUUACCAACUCGACAAUAAAGUCGACAUGAUUGUCUUGGGAUCGGGAACUGGUGGAACAGUUGCUGGUAUUGGUAGGAAGAUCAAAGAAGAAUGUCCUGAGUGUACCAUUGUGGGUGUUGAUCCUGAAGGUUCCAUUCUCGCUCGUCCAGUGGAAUUGAAUGAAUCAUCAGUAGCAAUGUAUGAAGUUGAAGGGAUCGGAUAUGACUUCAUUCCAACUGUCUUGGAUCAUUGCAUUGUUGACAAGUGGGUGAAAUCGAAUGAUCAAACAGCUCUACCCAUGGCCCGUCGACUUAUCAAAGAAGAAGGCUUCUUAUGUGGUGGAUCCAGUGGAACUGCAAUGGCUGCUGCAAUUGAGGCUGCUAAAGAACUUCGUGAAGAUCAGAAUUGUGUCGUCAUUCUUCCCGAUAACAUUCGCAAUUAUAUGACGAAAUUUGUUGUCGACAAUUGGAUGGAAGCGCGAGACUUUAAAGAAUCUGUUAACACUGAAAGUCAUUCAUGGUGGAACAUUAAAGUUUCCAAUUUACAUUUGAGACCGCCAUUAACUGUAACUGAGAAUGUCACUUGUCAGGAGGUCAUUGACAUCAUGCAUAAUGAAGACAUUGAUCAAAUCCCAGUGAUUGAUCGUAAUGGAAGUGCUAAAGGAAUGGCAACAAUAAAUUUCCUUGUCAACAAAAUGUUGAAUGCUAAUCUGAAGGCAACUGACACGAUCGAUAAAGCUGUCUUUAAAAAAUUCACAAAAGUUAAUUUAAAUACGUCAAUUGGUCGUUUGUCACGAAUUUUAGAGAAGGAUCCUUAUGUGUUAGUGACACAAUCGCAGAAAGAAUAUGCAAACGGCGAAACUGUCACUCGUGAAAUUAUCAUUGGGAUAGUCACACAACGUGACCUUUUAAACUACAUCAUGAAGUCUGAAUCCUAUGGAACGUUAACUGAUGGAGAAUCUUAAAAAAGAUUACAAUUAUUCAACAUUGUGAAGUGUCAGAAAAAAGCAUUUAAUUAACUUUUUUUUACAUCAUUCUAAAGGAUUAUUAAAUUGUUUUUGUAAAAUAAAAGUUUUAAUAAAAUUUUGAAUCGUUUUUAAUAUGA
Messenger RNA from Clunio marinus, 1884 nucleotides. NCBI's taxonomy places the organism in Eukaryota, Metazoa, Arthropoda, Insecta, Diptera, Chironomidae. The record is from the annotation of a GenBank genome assembly.